Molecule: messenger RNA, 990 nt
Organism: Symbiodinium necroappetens
Lineage: Eukaryota; Dinophyceae; Suessiales; Symbiodiniaceae
Source: the annotation of a GenBank genome assembly
AUGGUGCAGCAGAAGCUGCUACUUUAUCUGAGGCAAGGAGACCUUCACAACUACAGGGUCCUGCUGAAUCUGCAGCACCUGCAUUUCAGAGGCUUCUCAGUGGAGUCGAUCGAUGACUGGGUUCCGGGCUUUGUUAGCACGGAUACGGAUCCAAGCAGCUUCUUCCUCCAGAAGUUUAUGUAUCAGCAUGGAUUUCGUAGCCCGGUGGAGCGCGACAAGGCUGGAUGGACACCGCUGUGCUAUGCUGCUGUCAGUGGCACCCCACUUCUCCUCGUUGCCUUGUUGCAGCAGCGCGCAAAUCCCAACGACUGCAUCCGUCAUGCAUCUCAACAACAGGUGCAGAUGUCGGCUGGUGCUUCCGCUCUUAUCAUCUGCGUGUGCCUGAAUCACCUCGAUGCCAUCCAGAUCCUACUGGAGCACCGGGCCAACCCAAACCGGGGUGAUGCCACGGGCACGACAGCCGUGCACUACUCCUGCUCCUGUGCCAAUGCAGAUGCCCUGCGACUGCUCCAUGCAGCCCGCGGAUCCACGGUCUUGCAGAAUGCAUUCAAGAUCACGCCUACUAUGCUGAUGGGUGGUGUGGGGAACAACAAUGCUGAGCUUCAAGUCCGGCUUAUUGAGGAGCUCUCUGUCCGAUCUCUCACCCUCUCAGAGGUCAACACUGCACUCCACCUCUCCAUCCUCUUUGGCGGCGCUUCUGGAGCUGUGGUGGUCACGCUGUUGGAGGCAGGGGCUGACAUCAAUGGGCCCACCUGCCUUCCCAAGUCGGCACUAUUCCAGACGCUGAUGGCCUACAUGAGCUUUCGACACCCCUGGCGUCAGACCGCCUUCAGCAGAUAUGCGUACCACAGGCGAGGUGCCACGCCGCUGAUGUGCAGCAUCAUCUGCGGCGCCUACGAGGCCGCCGCAGUGCUCAUCGCAUCGGGUGCGCGGCUGGACCUUCGCAACGGCCGUGGUUGUUCAGCCAAGGAGCUCGCAGCAGAGAUGUCC